AUGCGUUUUCACUCUGCCCCUAUAUAUAUCAAGUGUUAAACUCGUGUUAUUUUUACCCAAAAAAUCGUCAACUUCGCAUUUUUCGGUUCUUGCUUUUCAUUUCAAUUUCAUUUAAUGCAGAAAAAAAGAGGAACGGAUACUGAAUCUUCAGUCUCCAUCACGAAAGAUCCUCGAAAUAUGCCGUUAGAUCAAGGUAAAUUUGGCAGAUUUACAGUCAUCAGAGCCAGGAAUGCUCGCCGGAGAAGAAUGGAAAUAAGAAGAUUGAAGUGCACGUGUGAGACGAUGAUGAAUAUAACCAUCACAAAAAACGGAAGCGAUGCUGACAGUGACAACGGUCUUCUUCAUGAAUCAAAAUCAAGCGACGGUUUAACGGAAUUAUCGCUCUCAUCGUCUACUUCUUCUUCUUCGUCAUCGUCGUCGAAGCAAUCAUCAUCAGAGGAGAACGACAUCGUUUCAGCUAAGAAGACUUGCAUAAAAAAUGAUGAUGUUCAAAAUUUAAAGUGCAAGACGUCGACACACGGGUUACUAUCAAUUAUCGGUAGGAGAAGAGAGAUGGAAGAUGCAGUGAAAGUGGAGUUAGGGUUAAUGAUGAAAAGUGGGUUAGAGUUUGAUUUUUAUGGAGUUUAUGACGGGCACGGCGGGUCCAGGGUGGCAGAGGAGUGUAAGGAAAGGUUGCAUAAGGUGUUGAAGGAGGAAAUAAUUGAGGAUAGUAAGGGAGGAUGUGGUAUUAAUUGGGGAAGAACGAUGGAGAGAUGUUUUGAAAAGAUGGAUGAAGAGGUGAACAGAGGGAAGUUAGGAGAGGAGAUGGUGGGAUCGACGGCUGUUGUUGCCGUGGUUGGGAAUGGAAAGUUAGUGGUGGCGAAUUGUGGGGAUUCUAGAGCUGUCCUCUCCAGAAGUGGCGUUGCUGUGGCCUUAUCUUCUGAUCAUAAGCCUGAGAGAGCAGAUGAGUUGGAGAGAAUUGAAGCCGCCGGCGGAUGGGUGAUAAAAUGGAAUGGACAUCGCGUGCUUGGAGUACUCGCCACUUCAAGAUCCAUAGGCGAUGGGUGCCUCAAACCAUUUGUUACAUCCACACCAGAAGUGAGAGUAAGCGAGCUUAACAAUGGCGAUGAAUUCCUGAUACUGGCGAGUGAUGGGCUGUGGGAUGUGGUAUCUAAUGAAGUGGCAUGUGGAGUAGUGAGGCGAUGUUUGAACAGCCAAAUGACGAAGAGGAAAUCAUCGCUUCAGUUCGUCGACGGAAACCGACGUGCCGAAGCAGCCGCGGCGAUGUUGGUUGAGCUUGCCAUUGCUCGAGGUAGCCAAGACAACAUUAGUGUCAUAGUGGUUGACUUCAGAAACUCAACCUAUCACUAAUCUCCAGUAAAUCUCCAGUAAAUCUAUCCGUGUAUUAUAAUUGAUAAUUUGUACAAACGAGGCUUAGAAAUUCGGGAAUAAAAUAAUUGUACAUGUUUGGAAUUUUAA
This is a messenger RNA of Gossypium raimondii (Peruvian cotton), 1458 nucleotides long. RefSeq names its product protein phosphatase 2C 51. The record is from RefSeq and is a predicted model, not a curated record. Gene Ontology annotation, biological process: protein dephosphorylation. The coding region runs from base 115 to 1350 and encodes 411 amino acids. The transcript has 3 exons. Gene Ontology annotation, molecular function: protein serine/threonine phosphatase activity; cation binding. Gene Ontology annotation, cellular component: cytosol; nucleus. Lineage: Eukaryota; Viridiplantae; Streptophyta; Magnoliopsida; Malvales; Malvaceae.